UUCGUGACAUCGCUGCGCUCGUUAAUACGCAAACAAGCGUCGCUCACCACCUGGGGACUUUCUUCUGUCUUUCCUCUUGUUAUUGACACCCCCCGGCUUUCCUCACCAUUGCACCUUCUUAUGCUCCAGAACCGUACCUUACCUUUUACGCUCGGCGAACCCGGAGCUUUGUAUCGCUAGUAACCCCAUCGGUCAGCUCCUAUUUAUGGUCAGAAUGAGAGGGUGGCUUCAAACCCUCGGCUUAACAGCCCUACUCGCAGGACAUGUCCUAGGAAAUGAAGUUGCGUUGACACAAGAUGAAGCCAGUCGACAACGAUGCUCGGGAAUGUACAGCCGUAAAGCUUGGGGUGGAAACGCGGAUCCCUUUAUCCUGACUAAGUUUGUGCAAGACUCGAACGCUGGUGACAGUGAUCCUCUUGUCAGUCUGGUUAUUUUCGAAUGGACCGAUGAGAACCUCAUCGGGCGGCCUGUACCCGGCGACUCCGAAAUGAUAGAAACAAUUUGCGAUGAAGCGAGUGUACAAGCCAAUCUAUGCAAGGAAGAUCAGAUCGGAUCGUUCAUCCUUGCUGCGAACGCCACCGAAACCGCCAAGUUUCCCAUCAUCACCCAAGCUGUGCAUCUAAACAACCCGGUCGCCGUCAAUUACCCGAUCAAGAAGACAGGUUUCUACUGUGUGAGCACAUACGGGUAUUCUGGGCAGGACUACAAGGCCGUUGUGGAAUUCCGAAACUCGUAUGGAGAGCUUCCAGCUGCGCAGAUUGCGAAGCUGCCCUUCUACGGAGGUUUGACCAUUGUCUAUGCUGUGGUUGGAGCGUUCUGGGCUUUUCUAUAUGUCCAAAACCGUCAUGAUAUCUUGCCUGUGCAAAAUUACAUCACCGCCAUCUUGGUUUUCCUGAUCGUGGAACAAGCGAUGACUUGGGGAUUCUAUGAAUACCAGAACGUCCACGGUUUGAAUGUUGGUGCAAAAGUAUUGAUGGUAAUAGUGGCCGUCCUAAAUGCAGGCCGCAACUCCUUCUCAUUCUUCCUUCUUCUUAUCGUGUGCAUGGGAUAUGGCGUUGUCAAACCCUCGCUCGGACGAACUAUGAUCUAUGUCCGCGUUCUCGCCAUAACUCAUUUCGUCUUUGCUGUGAUUUACGCUGUCGCAAGUUUGUCUAUCACACCUGACAGCGCCGGUCCCCUUGUCCUGCUCAUCGUUCUACCGCUUGCUGGAACGUUGACUGCCUUCUACGUCUGGACAUUGAACUCACUAAACGCCACCAUGAAGGAUUUGAUCGACCGAAAGCAGAAAGUGAAGGCGAUGAUGUACAAGAAACUGUGGUGGUGCAUCCUUGGCAGUAUCAUCGUGAUAUUCGGCUUCUUCUUCCUCAAUUCAAUCAACUUCGCCGGACACAGCGAAGCAAGCUUUGUGCCCGAGCACUGGAAGACUAGAUGGUUUGUCUUGGAUGGCUGGCUUAACAUUGUCUAUUUUUUUGACAUUGGGUUCGUCGCGUACUUGUGGCGGCCCACUGCCAACAACCGACGCUUCGCUAUGAGUGAUGAGAUCGCCCAAGACGACGAUGGUUUUGAGAUUCGAUCUUUCGGUAGUGCCUUGGACGAGGAAGACGCCCUUGGUGGCCUUGAAGAACAUUCUGCCCAUGAGCCGCGUCGCGAUUUGUCGCCCAUUCCGCCUAAGCCCGUUCCUUCCGCGUCACGCCCACGGGAGUCACUUGAUGGAGAGACUAUCUUCGCAGUGGGCGAGGACGGUGAUAGAUGGUCGGAUGAUGAGGACGAAUCGCCGCGCAAUUCGAGUGAGCGACAACGCCUCACCGGCAAGCACUAGAUGGUAAUAUCGACUCUUCGACCGGAGAGCUCGAGGCUGCGGUGUGGACGUUCGUCUGGGCGUCGAAGUCAAUUGUCGGUGUGUAGGAUUGGGGGCUCAAUGUCGCUUUAAUCUGCUUUAAGGCAUAUCACGGCGUUUGGCUAAGGAGAAUUCCCCGUGAGUUUCGUUUUUAGCCUUUAAUUUCUUGUUCAAUGAUGAUGGAUGAAGUAUUUUCUUGUUACAUAG
Messenger RNA from Aspergillus homomorphus CBS 101889, 2044 nucleotides. RefSeq names its product putative integral membrane protein (Ptm1). The transcript is spliced from 7 exons. Gene Ontology annotation, cellular component: membrane; Golgi apparatus. Lineage: Eukaryota; Fungi; Ascomycota; Eurotiomycetes; Eurotiales; Aspergillaceae. The record is from RefSeq and is a predicted model, not a curated record. Gene Ontology annotation, biological process: retrograde transport, endosome to Golgi. The coding region runs from base 206 to 1819 and encodes 537 amino acids.